AUGCAGCGCAUUUUGCCGUCGGUACUCACUUUUCUGCUGUGCGCCGUAGUGUUGGCAUGUACCCGAACCAAGCGGUACCUACGCUGCUGUCGACUCGAGCGUUUACUCGGCCUCGGAGUCAAGAAAAACAGCGAAAGGGCUCACACCAAAAAACGCUGA
Molecule: messenger RNA, 159 nt
Organism: Fusarium pseudograminearum CS3096
Lineage: Eukaryota; Fungi; Ascomycota; Sordariomycetes; Hypocreales; Nectriaceae
Exons: 3
Coding region: 1-159 (52 amino acids)
Source: RefSeq, a predicted model, not a curated record